This is a messenger RNA of Exaiptasia diaphana, 620 nucleotides long. Its product is annotated as zinc metalloproteinase nas-4. Lineage: Eukaryota; Metazoa; Cnidaria; Anthozoa; Actiniaria; Aiptasiidae. The record is from RefSeq and is a predicted model, not a curated record. The transcript has 4 exons. The annotation marks the transcript as partial. Gene Ontology annotation, molecular function: metalloendopeptidase activity; zinc ion binding. Gene Ontology annotation, biological process: proteolysis.
UAAAAUAGACUAUGCCUCAAUUCUUCAAUAUGGCUCGGGCAUUUGUUGUUGUUUUUAUAGCUUUUUUAACACUUUCUAAUGUAAUUGAAAGUAGGAUUUUAGAUGGGAAAAUAGAGAAAGAAAUGGAAGAUCUUAUCAACAAAGAAGACGCUACAAAAGUCGAACAGAAAGCAGACCUUUUUGAGGGAGACAUCAUGAUGGACAAAGAAGAACAAGAAGCACUGGACAGCGGUAAACUGGAAGAAAGAGACGCUGUUAACAUUCCAAUGUACAGAUGGCCUCAUGGGAUAUUGUACUACAAACUUCACCGGAGUCUAAGUAAAUACACAAGGAGAAUGAUUCAUAAGGCCUUCAAACAUAUUGAAUUACACACGUGCGUCAGGUUUCACAAGUACUGUAGAAAUUCGCCUCAUCAUUACGUCAUGUACUUUACAGGAAGGGGAUGCUAUUCAAGAAUAGGGCGUAGUCCUAAAAAGAAUAGACGCCAGUUGAUCUCGAUUGGACAUGGUUGUGAGAGACUGGGCACGAUAGUGCACGAGACUAUGCACGCGCUUGGAUUCUUUCACGAGCAAUCUAGACCAGACCGAGAUAAGUACGUCCGCAUAGUAUGGGACCAAAUU